Dentiscutata erythropus is the source of this 233-nucleotide messenger RNA. NCBI's taxonomy places the organism in Eukaryota, Fungi, Glomeromycota, Glomeromycetes, Diversisporales, Gigasporaceae. The record is from the annotation of a GenBank genome assembly.
AAAAUAAUAGAUAUUAUAUGGAUAUUGUUAUUGAUCAUGAAACUCUUUUAUUCUUGCCUGAAAAUAGCAGUGUUAACAAACAAAUUACACAAGUUCAAAAUAAUAAUGAUUUAUCUUGUAAAGAUGAAAAUAAUAUAGUUAUACAUACAUUUGUUUCUUCAUUGCUAUCAGUACAUAAAGAAGAUGUUUUUAUCAAUAAUGCUAUUGAACAUGUCAACAGCAAAGUUCGACCA